AUGUCAUUAUAUAAUACAUUAAAUAGAAAAAAAACUCUGGCUCAUGAAAAUAGUAGAAUAUUUCAAUACAAAUACUGUCUGCGAAUAUUUAGUAGAUGUGAUGCUUUUCGAAAUUAUCUUCAGACACAUCGAGACCAGAUGUACUUGGAUGAAAAUGAACUAACACUCGAGAAAAAUACAAAUGAGCUGAGAAGAACUGUUAUUAACAAUACUCUUCAAAGAAUUGUUCUCUCACCUAUUUUAUUUAAUGAUACCAUAAGCCAGUUCGAAAAACAGCCUUUGGAUAUAAAUGAUGAAUGCGAAGAACAAUGUUGGAUUAAGAAUGAUGAGAAUUUUUAUAACGUGCUGAUUCUCGACAAAAAUAGUGAAAGUGAAACGAACAAUGAUGAAGAAGAAGGAAACGAUGAAAUAGAUGUGAUAAAUGUUGGAAAUAAAGAACAAAACUAUACUUUAUUAGUCUCACAGAUAAAAGUUCAUUUAUUUCAACUGUUAUUGAUGUUAGAUCAGCCCAAAAAUUUCAGGGUGCAAAUAAUGCAGCACCAUCAAGCGUACAAAGCAUUUGUACAGUUACUUGUCAAACAUCACCUUUCUGAUUCUGUGGCAAAUGAUAUUAUUGGCUUAUUCAAUAACUUUUACAUGGAUCCAAUGACCACAUUACCUUCAAAUGCAAAAGCAGCCUGA
Funneliformis geosporum is the source of this 681-nucleotide messenger RNA. NCBI's taxonomy places the organism in Eukaryota, Fungi, Glomeromycota, Glomeromycetes, Glomerales, Glomeraceae. The record is from the annotation of a GenBank genome assembly.